CAGCAACUUUACCUCCGAUCCGAGCUGCACCACCUCCAACCCUCAACCUCCCGCGAAGUUCUUCGUUCAUCCGCACUACCAACACCCGCCUGCGCGCGAACUCCUCAAGCCUCCUUCCAAACUGAACACACUCAACAACAGAAAAGGAUAAGAAGAGAAACAAGUCGCCCAAGAUGAACCACAUAACCAACCCGAACGAACCCUUCCCAACCCCCUCCGCCCUCGCCGCCGCAACGACAACCCACACCCAGCGCAACUUCCGCGUCGCCUCCCGCAAGCUCCCCAUCUCCAAAGCCGGCCCCAUCGACGACAUGACGGCCUCCCUCGGCAUCCCCGUCCCCGAAAUGAUCUUUGGCGACAACCUCGUCUCCGUGUCCCACGUGCCGACGGGCUGGUCCAUCACCUUCAACGCCUACGACGCGCUCGACGCCGUCGACAAGACGGACAAGAAGAUGCUGCAGGUCGCCUACGCGCGCGACUGGUCCUCCUCGCGCGAGAAGACGAGCGCGGGCAUAAAGGAGGUCGUGAAGCCGUACGACUGGUCCUACUCGACCGAGUACCGGGGGACGCUGGAGGAGCCGACAGGGAGCGCGGCGGGUGCGCAGCAGCAGGAAGCGCAGGAGAACAAGAACAAGCUCGAGGAGACGACGACGAGGAUGAUCCCCCUCGAGCUCCUCAAGCGCCGCGACCCGAUCCUCUUCUUCGACGACGUGGUGCUCUUCGAGAGCGAGCUCGACGACAACGGCAUCUCGAUUGUCAGCGUGAAAGUCCGCGUGCACGAGAAGCGCAUGCUGCUGCUGUGCAGGCUCUUCAUGCGCCUCGACAAUGUCAUCGUGCGGAUACGGGACACGAGGGUGUACGUCGACUUUGAGACGGACGAGGUCAUUCGGGAGUACACGGCCAAGGAGGAUAGCUUUGACAGCGUCAAGCGGUCACUCUUCAUGGAGGGCAGGUUGCCAGAUGACAUUGUCAUCGCGCUGCGUGACCCGAACCUGCUCUACAACCUGCUGCCGACUGUGGAGCAGACGGUACAGAGUGUAUUCCUCAAGAAAUGAACACAGACUUCUCAGUCCCUCGCGUAUUGCUUCACUGGAAUAUUCCUCCUC
Colletotrichum scovillei is the source of this 1106-nucleotide messenger RNA. RefSeq lists its product as uncharacterized. NCBI's taxonomy places the organism in Eukaryota, Fungi, Ascomycota, Sordariomycetes, Glomerellales, Glomerellaceae. Bases 174 to 1055 code for a protein of 293 amino acids. The transcript is spliced from 2 exons. Gene Ontology annotation, cellular component: cytosol. Gene Ontology annotation, biological process: TOR signaling. The record is from RefSeq and is a predicted model, not a curated record.